This is a messenger RNA of Pogona vitticeps (central bearded dragon), 2837 nucleotides long. Its product is annotated as galactosylceramide sulfotransferase. The record is from RefSeq and is a predicted model, not a curated record. Gene Ontology annotation, cellular component: membrane. NCBI's taxonomy places the organism in Eukaryota, Metazoa, Chordata, Lepidosauria, Squamata, Agamidae. Gene Ontology annotation, molecular function: galactosylceramide sulfotransferase activity. Gene Ontology annotation, biological process: glycolipid biosynthetic process.
AAUUAAGGUUGUUAGAAUUAAUUACAAGAGGUGCUGCUUAGAACAGUUGGGUCUGCCAGGGCAAUUCCUUAGCCUUUCGGAAGGAAGGGGGUCUUGCUUUCUGAAUUUGGGUUCACCCUUUGGGGGGGGCGGGGGUGGAGAACCGCCCUUAGUAUGACAGCUGCUGCCUCAAGGUCACCAGACUGAAGCUUUCAGCUUGUUAGGCUGCUGUCCCUUCAAGUAGCCUGCGGAGGUUAUGAGCAGCUUUAGGUGGGUGAGAUGAGGCAAGGCAGCCUUUGCCUGAGAGGCUUAAGCAGCCACCCAAUCGAAGGCUCCACUGAAUGACUGCUGGGAGCUGAGCAGGGCUGGGGAGGGCAGGGUAAUGCAACACAACCUCCUCGAGGGAGCAUCUAUCCCAGGACUCUGGAAUUCCCAAGAGGCGGCCAUCCUGGAGAUCGGUUGAGGAUGAAUUGUUUCUGCCUCUCGGUCGCAAUCUGGAGGCAUCGCUCCUGGUUGCUGGCCGCCAUCUUCCUGUUUUUGCUUCUCCUCCUCCGGCAGCUGACCAGACAAGAAAUCCUGCGGCUCAGCCCUGGGGAGGAGCUCUUGAGCCUUCCGCGGAGGAGCAGUCCCACGCGCACGCUUCCUGCUCCACAGGUGACCGGGAGGGCCGGCCAGGAGGAGCAGGGAGGCCUCAGCGUUGUCUUUUUGAAGACUCACAAGACCGGGAGCAGCACCGUGCAGAAUAUCCUGUUUCGGGCCAGUGAGCGGCGCAACCUGACUGUGGCUUUCCCACUCUACUCCUACCAGUUUGCCUACCCAGAGUGCUUCUCCAGAGCCUUUGUGGAGGAUCUCCCACCCGGAGCGCUGCACUUCAACCUCCUCUGCAGCCAUAUGAGGCUGCAUGUUGGGGAAGUGCAGGCGGUCAUGCCUUCCCACAGUGUCUACCUCACCAUCCUGCGCCACCCGGCGCAGACGUUUGAAUCCGUCUUCCACUAUUACCUUAACGUGGUGCCUGCCUUCCAGCCCCUGGCCAAUCACUCCAGCCCUUUGCUUGCUUUCCUUGAAGCCUCCGCAGAGCACUAUAACGCUCAGGAUGCAAGCAAUGGUCUCGCCAAGAACCCCAUGGCCUUUGACUUGGGCCUAAAUCCAGGGCAGGAGGAAGCUGCCACCAGCCAGUGGACCCAGGAGCUGGAAAGACUCAACCAGAUUUUUCAGCUGGUGAUGAUUGCAGAGCAUUUUGAUGAGUCUCUGCUCCUGGCUCGGGACUUACUGGGCCUGGACAUGGAAGAACUGGUGUACGUCAGGCUAAAUGUCCGUCAUAAGAAGGGGCCGCCUCUGUCUAAGGCACUGGCGCAGAAGAUCCAAGCUUGGAACUGGUUCGAUAUGCAACUCUACAAGUUUUUCCAAAGGAUUUUCUGGCACAAGGUAGAGCGUUACGGCUAUAUGCGUAUGAAGCGGGAAUUGGACGCUUUUCGGGCAUUGCUGCGGGAGACGGUGACCACAUGCCUGGCAGGGGAUUCUGUUGGACCAGAGGAUAUGGUUGAUGCCCUGCGGCCUUGGCAGCCAGGCAGUGUCACCAUCCUGGGCUACAGGCUGAAGCAGAACCUCACCUAUGCCCAGUACACUAGCUGUUUUCGUAUGGUCUUACCUGAGCUUCAGUAUCACGCAUAUCUGUAUUACAGGCAAUAUGGGAGAGACAUGCGCCCCCUCCCAACCACAUAGUGGAGGUACCAGCUGUUGCCUGGGGUAGCUGAGGUCUCAUCCUGCUUUUUACCAGGCUCAUUCUCCCUUUCGUAUCAGCCAUCCUGUUCAGCUGGAGGGACGCCUUGGCAGUUUUAGAAGAUACGAUGCCAGAAGAUCAGAGACAAGUGUCGAUUUAGAACCCUUCCUUAUUCACAAGGAAGGCUAGUUGCUGAGAAUUCAGAACAGAACAUUUGGAAUCAGGAAGGGUCCCUUCUCACUUUGCACAUGCAUGCCAGUCCCCUAUAAUGCCUUUCAGAGUGGGCAAGGGCCAAACAAUAGAGACAUUUGUUUUCAGAGUUGCUCGGUGGCGACUGUGGAGUCUUGUCAGCCUCAGCAUUAAGCACUACAAUUGUAAAUGGGGAUGUAACUGCUGGUCUUUUUUCAUUUCCAUCUCUUGCCUGAUGUGGGGCAGUUGAAGUAGAAUAGGGUUAAUUAGUAAUAUACUGGCUAUUAUAACAGAGAUAUAUCACAUUACAGUUAUAAAUGAAUGAAGUGUAAACUUCCUUCUUUUUGUGAAUUAACUGUGACUCUGUAGUUCCUGUGAGGUGUGACCUUGCUAAGUGUUAGAUGAGGAAAAUAAUAAAUGCUGCCCCAUUUGUUUGAGGUCACAGUGAAGAAAGUGGGAAGAGAAUGGAUUCUGUAUCAUAUGGACUAGCAGGUUCUGGCACUUAAGAUUUUCAAAAAGUAAAAAAAAUGAGAGCUUAAUUUGGAGAAGUAGGAAAGUCAAAGCAUUUCACUUCAAAAACAGCAACCUUGAACCAAUAACUAGUUAUGGAAGAGUUCUUCUCAAAAGCUGCCCCUUACCUGUUUCAGCAGUCAAGAAAGCAGGACUGGUAAUAGGGUGGGGAACCCCACACAGCUGCCUUCAACUGAUUAGAGGUAAACAAGAUGGCAACCUGGUCUUCCUGUUCUGAUCCUGAACAACAGGUCACUUACUGAGCCAUACUGUGGCACAAAGCAAAGAAAUUCCUUCCAGCGUUUGACAGCCAAAACAGGGGCUUAUCCAGUUCUUAUGCCCAAUUCUCAGCUGCUUUUACUGUACUUGCCCAUCUCAACCUUAGCCAUAACGGAAGAUGAUGCGAUAUGGUGGGAGAGGCAGUUCACUAUCUGGAAGA